This is a messenger RNA of Salarias fasciatus (jewelled blenny), 1753 nucleotides long. It is a transcript of the gene mpv17l2, whose product is annotated as MPV17 mitochondrial inner membrane protein like 2. Gene Ontology annotation, cellular component: mitochondrion; cytoplasm; membrane. Lineage: Eukaryota; Metazoa; Chordata; Actinopteri; Blenniiformes; Blenniidae. Gene Ontology annotation, biological process: mitochondrial ribosome assembly. The record is from RefSeq and is a predicted model, not a curated record. The transcript has 6 exons. Bases 190 to 846 code for a protein of 218 amino acids.
UGACGUCUUGUUCAUGCUCGCUCUGCUCAGGUAGGCUGCAUGUUGCAGAUGUAAGUGGAUGUAUUUGUGGUAUUUCGGCGCGGAUAGAAUAAAGUGGAACACGCGUCCGCGGGGAGACAGACAGGCUCCGGACCCCGGCGCAGUAUCGCCUCUCACCGAUGACAGCGCGCUCUCUGGGGUCCAGUCAUCAUGCUUCCCUGGGCGGGUAAAGACUUUCUGGUGCGCAUACGGUUUUUCUGGAGACCUCUCUUCCAGGGCCGCUACCUGCUGCUCACCAACACCCUGAGCGGAGGAGUCAUGCUGGGACUCGGUGAUAUCCUGCAACAGAGCCGUGAGAACCGCAGAAACCCAGAAAGAAUCAGAGACUGGAAGAGAACAGGGCGCAUGUUUGCGGUCGGCUGCUCCAUGGGUCCUCUGCUGCACUACUGGUACAGCUGGCUGGACAGAGUGUAUGUGGGAAAAGCUGUAAACACCUUGAGCAAGAAGGUCCUGGUGGACCAGAUGGUCGCCUCACCAACACUGGGCAUGUGGUAUUUUUUAGGAAUGGACCUUAUGGAGGGACGCUCUUUAUCAGAAGGAUGGGCAGAGUUCAAAGAAAAGUUCUGGGAAUUUUAUAAGGCGGACUGGUGCGUUUGGCCCGCUGCACAGAUGAUCAACUUCUACUUCCUCUCGCCCAAAUUUCGAGUCGUGUACAUCAACUUCAUCACUUUGGGAUGGGACACCUACCUCUCCUACCUCAAACACAGAGAGGACGACCAGAAUGCUGAGAUCUCAUCAGACAGCAGCGUUCAGGAUGCGCAGAACAAAACGCUCCCGCCGCCGGAGCCCCUUCAGGAGAAAGCCUAGAGUCAGAGGUCAUCCUCAGCUGUGAAAUCCUUCACUGGCAAAAGACACUGUGCAGUUUUUUGUGUUUUUGGACUUCGUCCCUCUCCUGUAUAAAUGCUGCAAGACUGUGGCGUGCAUACAUCGGUUUAAAUCUUUUUAUUUCCCCUCCCUUUAAAUGGACCACUUAUAUUGAUCAGAGGAGGUGAUGAUGUUUGAGCUGAAGCGCUGACUGUGUUUGAAUACUUUGUAUGUUUUUGUUUCUGAGUCGUGUGCACUCCUGGAUGUCUGUUCAGGGAAGAAAAGCUGUUUCACUGCCCUCGGCCGUUGCACUUUGAAAUCUGAAAAUGCAUUGUCCAGUUGGUAAACGUAGUUGAAGUUGGAAACUGAUUAUGAUUCUGAAUGUGUGUGUUUGUGUGUGUGAGUGUAUUUGAGUGGCUGAAUUUAGCAACAGACCAAGCUAUCCUGUGUAAGCUUUGCCUUAAAACAUAGUACCACAUUUGUUUGCAUACCAAAUGACCUUUACUUAUUUAAAUUUUCCGUAUGUGGUACGUUUCAAAUGAUGCAUGAUGAUUGUGAUUACUGUUCCAUUGAAAGCUGUUAGAAUUUAUCAUAAGAUGCAGAACUAUGCAUGAGAACUCGAUCCCUGUAAGAUUAACUGUAGAAUUGACCUAAUACACUGUGUGUCAUACCAGCUAAUUUAAAAAUGAGGCAGCUUUGGUGAUUUAUCUGUCCAUUCGAUAAUACAACAAACAGUGUAUAUUGUUGGUAUUUAUCCAACAUGUGCUCUGGUGCUGUGUUCAUUCUCAUUCAACAUUAAUUAUUUGACUCUAUGAUUGUCGUCACAGAGGUAUCUGAGUAUUUUGAUUUGACUUAUUUGCUGGUUUGUGUUGCUAAUUAUUGAAAUAUGUAAUUUAAAGAGAUGGAUUAA